GAAAAUGAAAACACAAAACACUAGUUAACGAACCCGGAAGUUUCCCAAUCACGUGGAUUUUAAAUCCCAUCAAUUUUUCGUUGAAGCCUCCUGUGUCAACAAGCGAAUAGCGAUGAAAAUUAAACUGGGUCGUAAAUGUCAACUAAUGGUCAAUUAUCAGUGAAAGCUGGAUGAUGCUCAAAUGGGUGUUGGUCAUUCUCCUGGCUAGAGUGACCUUUCGUGAAGCCCUAGCUUCCUUGUGUUAUUCUAGGAACUGUUCACAUGGGAUUUUGGAUGAAGUUAAACCCGAAACUUUCUCUUGUAAAGUUGGAUUUGAAAAAGAAUUUGAAGCCUUUAAAAGACAAUUUGGUGUUCAUGAGAAAUACGAUUUUUCGUCGGCUGAUGUAUUUCAUGAAAGACCUGUCAUACAAUCCAUUCAAUUGCAUGACUACUUAAAGACUAGUCAUCCGGAAAUCAGCAGAUACAACAACAAAGAUUUAGAAAACAUCACGCAUGGUUUAACCCUCCGAAUUAUCAUACCGGUGGACAGAAAAUAUAGGGCUCUGUAUAUGAAAUUCAGCAGUUCUAGUGAUGCAGGUAACCAUAUGGAUAAUUUUUACUCACGUUUUCCGAAGAAAAUUUUUUGGGAGUUUUCUACAUCGACAAGUGUAUCCAUUCAUACUCACCUUUGUCUCCAAGGCCUACAGCCACACCCUGUCUCCUAUACGAUUCUCCUGACUCUCUUUCCACCAAGCAUGCCCCAGUCAUCAACAUAUCAGGUUUCGUUUUCAAAGGAUAAUCUUGUUGUUGCUGUUUCACUGUUACCGCGAAAAAACGGCAUCGAUGUCUUCUUUCAAACACCAUCUGAUUUCUGCGAGAUGAGGGCCUGCUUAUGUAGGAAGGCUCCUAAGCACACACAGUGUGAAGAAUUCAUCAUACUUUCCAUCGCCAGUCAUACUUUCAGGGAUAAAAGCCCAGGAAUUUACUUCGUGAAGAUAGAACAACAUUGUCCAGGAGAUUACAACAGUGACGAGGGCACAAUUCCUUAUUUUGCCCGGUCAUCACUGAUACAGAUUCCUGGUUCAGACCCUGUCAUUUCCUCACAUAAAGUAGUAAAAGUUGCAAGCGAUACUCCUUUUGUGGUUAUCGGGUGUCUGAUAGCUCUAGUUCUGCUUAUUGUCAUGUAUCUUGCUGUCCGGAACAAAGUUUCUAUGUUCUGGUCAUUCUUCAAACGCAAAGACGGACAUAUUACAUCAUCAAACCAAGGAAACGACACACAACUAGAUACCUUUCGUACAAGUGCUCAACUGUGCGUAGUGAAUAGCCCUACCGUUAAUGAAAGUAGGCCUCUCAAUUCUGGACGCUGUACGUCAUCGCCUUCUGUGUACACGUAUAACUCUGAAAAUGAAUUGUAUGAUGAAGAUCAGGCGUCUGUGGUGAUGGAUGAGGAAUUAAGGACCUAUAUGAGAGAGGUGAACCAAUUCCAAGCCUACGACGACGGUCGAUGUCCUGUUCAUGGAUAACUAUCUCGUGAACACAUCGUCAUCAAUGCGUUUGUUCAUAGUGAUUCAUAAUAUUUUGCAUCUCCUGAAUUGCAUGGUUAUGACAUUACGUAAUCGAACCAUGUUUUCAUACGUGAUGGUUUGCACUUUGUAUAAUCAUGAUCUUUUGUAUUUCAUUGCAUCCCUAUGAUAUUACGUACUCAAACGUGUUCAUUGCUAAUGAACUCUUGUGUGCAUUCUUGCAUAUCAUGAAUUGCAUGGUUAUGACAUUACGUAAUCGAACCAUGUUUUUUCAUAGGUGAUGGUUUGCAUUUUGUAUACUUCAUGAUAUUUUGUAUUUCAUCUCUAUGAUAUUACGUACUCAAACGUGUAAUGAACUGUUUUGUGCAUUGUUGAUGAUAUUUUAGUUAUCAUUGCAUGGUUAUGACAUUACGUAAUCGAACCAUGCUUUCAGGGGUAGAUUUUCAUUGUUUAAACUUGAUGAUAUUUUGUAUUUAGUUGCAUCACUUGGAUAUUACAUUACUAAACCUGUGUUUAUGGCUGACUAACUGUUUUGCGAAUUCUCCAUGAUGUUUUGUAUUCCAAAGCAUUGUCAUGGCAUCACGUUAUUAAAUCAUCUGAUCAUGGGUGAUGAUUUGUGUUUUGUUGGUCACGUGCACGUUAAUCGUGUCAUCAAUCAUAGAUAAUGAUAAGAGUGUCAUCAAUCCUAUGUGUUCAUGCAUGGAUAAUGAUAAGUGUUCAAAUGUAAAAAAAAAAAAACCCAAGAAAUUGUGUUCAAACAUGUAGCGGCUUUUGAAUUCAUGUACAUAACAUCAAAUCAUCGUAUCAUCAUGUCUUAAUGAGUAAUAAAUUGUUAUUCAA
This is a messenger RNA of Magallana angulata, 2342 nucleotides long. RefSeq lists its product as uncharacterized. The record is from RefSeq and is a predicted model, not a curated record. The coding region runs from base 171 to 1502 and encodes 443 amino acids. Lineage: Eukaryota; Metazoa; Mollusca; Bivalvia; Ostreida; Ostreidae. The transcript is spliced from 10 exons.